Hyaloscypha bicolor E is the source of this 195-nucleotide messenger RNA. RefSeq lists its product as uncharacterized. The annotation marks the transcript as partial. Gene Ontology annotation, cellular component: endoplasmic reticulum. The record is from RefSeq and is a predicted model, not a curated record. Lineage: Eukaryota; Fungi; Ascomycota; Leotiomycetes; Helotiales; Hyaloscyphaceae. The transcript is spliced from 2 exons.
CAAACACCACAACAGCGCAAGGCGAACGAGAAGUUCAAGAAGUCGCAGGAUGCUAAGCGUGGCAAGCCGGCCAGCGAGAUCAAGAAGAAGGAGGACUUUAAGAGCCCGAUUAGUCCCCUUUGGUUGGGUCUCCUUGGUUUCGUGGUCUUUGGCGGUCUGAUAUUCGAGUUGCUGAGCCGGAUCUUCCUCCGGUGA